Molecule: messenger RNA, 3440 nt
Organism: Ostreococcus tauri
Lineage: Eukaryota; Viridiplantae; Chlorophyta; Mamiellophyceae; Mamiellales; Bathycoccaceae
Product: Voltage-dependent channel, four helix bundle domain
Exons: 1
Biological process (GO): monoatomic ion transport; transmembrane transport
Cellular component (GO): plasma membrane; voltage-gated sodium channel complex
Molecular function (GO): voltage-gated sodium channel activity
Source: RefSeq, a predicted model, not a curated record
UGAAGCGCAAGGUGCAAAAUUUUACCUUCGCCUUGACUGCGCUCGAAAGCACCGGGGCACUGAGCAACAAAUCCAUGUCCGAAGAUGAAUUUCUAGGAAAGGCUUUUUCAUCAGUCGUGCCGAAAGAGCUUGGCGGAAAACUCAAGAACGAACCACUCAAGGUUUCCACGUCAACCUCUUUGGCGGAAGGACUGAAAUUGAAAGAUAAUGCGGGAAAGAUUGCGCAAGUAAAUGCUGCUCGGAAGAGAAAAGAAGCGAUGGAAGACGUUGGCGCUGUCCGACUCUUCUUGAGCUCGAUCGGUUUAAAGGGCAUUAGCACCGAUUUUAAGAAUGUCAUCAAGCUCAGCGAAACCGCUCUCGAGGAGGCAAAGCUGCGAAUGACGCCCAAAAUAUCUGAAUACCAAUCGUACCAGGAUAAGGCUUUCGGUGUGACGAAGUCGAUGAACGAGGAAAUCUCGACGAAGAUGUUGAACCAGUAUUACGAGGAAAAUUCGGAUGCACAAGAGACCCGGUUCGGCAUGGACGAAGAUGAAGAGUUUCACGGCCCGUGGGCCGCAAGGCUCCGUAACCAAGGCUCUCGAAAGAAACGUGGUCCUUCCGCCGUCGUGAUCCCGGGAGUCAUAAUCACCAAGGAUGGUGAAAUGAUACCUGAAUACGACGAGACGAUCAAGAUCGAGAGAUGCAAGUCCCGAGUACACAGAUUCGUAUCUCACGACUUGUUUGAAAACACUAUCCUCGUACUCAUCAUGACAAGUAGCGUACUGCUCGCGACCGAGACGAAUACCUGGCCCGUCGCCGGUUCUACCACGGCGAAUGUGUACGAAAAUAUCGAUAUAGGUUUUACGACCGUUUUCGCGAUGGAGUGCGCUCUGAAGAUUUUCGCCUACGGUCUGUACAAGCGUCCGACGGCAUACUUGAAGAAUUCGUUUAACAUUCUCGAUGCCGUCGUAGUCUUGGGUUCCGCGUUUUCUUUAGUCAUCGGCGACAGCGGCGGUAGUGCCGUGCGUACUCUGCGUAUUUUACGUAUUUUGCGACCUUUAAGAUCGGUCAGACGGUUUCCAGGUGUUCGUCUUGUGGUGAACACAGUCAUCUCAUCCAUCCCAGCGGUGAGUUACGUGUGCUUGCUGGGACUUGCCUCGAUGUCCAUUUUCGCUCUUCUUGGGAUGGAAUUCUUCAUGGGAGAAUUCUGGUCGUGCCGAGCAGUCGAAGAUGCGAGGAGCUACACGACGCGAGGUGCGUGCGAAGCCGCCGGAGGUGUGUGGCGCAACGCAAAGUUCAACUUUGACAACUUCGGUGCGGCUCUUUUGAGUACGUUCAUCUUGCACGCAGGCGACGAUUGGCAGGAAAUCAUGUGGGUCGCCAUGGAUUCCACCGGUUAUGGAACUGGUUACAAGCAAGAUAAUAACCAAUCGGCCGCUGCGUAUUUCGUCAUCACCGUCUUGAUCGGCAACUUUUUCUGGGUGAAUUUGUUGGCGACCGCCCUCGUCGACAAUUUCAACAAGAUGGCGUCUCAGGACAAGCUCACUUUCGCGACUCCUGCGCAACGUCGCUGGCAACAAGCGAUGAUGCGCGCAGCCGCAGCAGAUUUAGGCGCUUGGCGGAAGAUCGUUCCGCCCCCUGGCAAUGGCCUAUGGUCUCGAGCUCGUUUGGCGGCGCAUACAGUCGCCAAAGCCAAGACAUUCUCGUUCUUCGUCGUCGGCGUCGUCACAGCGAAUCUCAUGACGGCGCUAGCGGAGACGGCUAACAUGUCUCAGGCAGAAAUAAAUAUUCACUACUAUCUGAACACCACAUUCACUAUCAUCUACGUAUUAGAAAUGGUGAUACUGCUCAUGGCGCAGGGUAAGAAGCGAUAUUUAUUGACGUACUGGAACUGGCUGGAUUCCUUCGUCGUCGUGGUAUCCGUGGUCGACAUCAUCGGACAGAGUUUUGAAGUGGGCGGUAUCAUGGCGUAUCUUAAGCUCGUGCGUCUGUUGAGAUUGCUCAAACUAGUGAAUGCGCACGCCGGUUUGCGUUCGCUGUUCACGACGUUCAUAAUGAGUAUUCCGGCUGUGGCGAACGUAGCGGCGCUGUCGGCGUUGGCGAUUUUUGCGUACGCAAUCAUGGGCGUCUCUCUGUUUGGCGAUAAACGUGGGCCGUACGAGGGAGGUACGGUAUCAAAUUAUUUCAACUUUGAGAGCUUCCCAACUGCGUUUGCGGCGUUGAUGGGAGUCUACACUGGAGGUUGGGUCGGUACAUUCGGCGAAUUGUAUCAAACGGAGGCAUGCUUACGCGAUGAACCGCCGUUCAUGAGCGAGUCCAGCAUCGAUUGCGACUAUAAUUACAUCGCCAUUCCUUAUUUCAUCAGCUUUGUCGUGGUGUCGAUAUUUUUGCUCGGUAACUUGUUCGUGGCGAUCAUUCUUGAACGGUUCAGUGUCACGGCGGACCAAGAGGGUGUGUACGACGCAAGUGAGGUCAUUGAAAUCAUCAAGCACACUAUUCAACUUAGAAGGCUGUGCACGUCGAUCAAGAGGAAAGUGACAAAAGCUCGUGAGCCAGGCGGUAAACUUCAUGGACGCGGGCGUGACAUGGACAAGGACGAGAGGCCGGGAUCGAUUUUCAACAAAUUGAUUCGUCGAGUGUCUAGGAGAAACUCGCGUUCAAGUCUGUCUGGCGAUGGGUCCCCUAAAGAAGGCAAAGUGCGCGCGAACCGAAACAAACUGUCAAGUGAUCAGCGAGAAGUCAUCGAGAUGAAUGUUGAAGUCUCAGACGAUGAACACUUCUUCUCGCCGGCGCCGUCUUAUCGAUCAAAGGAGCGCGUCAGCCCGUACUUUUCACUGGAACGCGAGCCGGAGCCAGAGGAGGAACCGAAAGACGAACCGGAAGACGCACCAGAACCCGCGGUGGAAGCCUCUACAAUAGCCACAAUUUUCGGCAAACGAGUGGGUGAGAAUAGGUUCGGUAGACGCGCCUCGUCUGCAACGCAGUCGGCGACGGAGAGCGAUGACUCGGAAUUCGAGGCGGGAGACGAGGAAUUUGAGGCCUACCCUUUCGAGCGGCGAACCGUGAGAGCGCGUCAUCAUCCGGGAAUGAACACGCCAGCCGACGUCUUGAGUGAAUUCGCGCACAGUGAACGCUCUGCCGGGUCGAGGUCCGUGGAAUCUUACGACGACGAGCGAAGCGCCAGCGAAGACGAUCAUUCCGCGUACAACGAUCAAAGCGGAACGUAUACUUCGAGCGAGGAGGCGUACAGGUUCGGCGUCACGGGCGAGCGAACGACACCAUCGAGGCUGAACGAUUAUCUCUACGAUUUUCGAGAUGAUGUCACCCAACGACCACAGGCGGUCUCUUCGCUGUUGGGAAGCGACGACGGAGCCACGCUCGGAUCUGAGAAUGAGUCGGACAGUGACGACGAGCCUGGAGCGUCAAAGAGCGGCGUUUCAGCGGUAUUGAAUAGACUUUAG